GGCUCGGAGCGGCGGCCAGAGGAACCCCGAGCCCUGACCCAGCCCGCGCUGGAGGGAUGGAGAACUCCUCCGCAGCAUCUGCCUCCUCUGAGGCUGGGAGCAGCCGCUCCCAGGAGAUCGAGGAGCUCGAGCGGUUCAUCGACAGCUACGUGCUCGAGUACCAGGUGCAGGGGCUGCUGGCAGACAAGACGGAAGGUGAUGGUGAGAGCGAGAAAACACAGUCCCACAUCUCCCAGUGGACAGCGGACUGCAGCCGGCAGCUGGACAGCAGCUGUCCCUUCUCCCGAGGGCGAGCCCCCCCGCAGCAGAACGGCAGCAAAGAUAACUCUCUGGACAUGCUGGGCACAGACAUCUGGGCCGCCAACACCUUCGACUCCUUCAGUGGUGCCACCUGGGACCUGCAGCCUGAAAAGCUGGACUUCACCCAGUUCCACAGGAGACUCCGACACACGCCCAAGCAGCCCCUGGCACACAUCGACCGUGAAGGGUGUGGAAAAGGGAAGCUGGAAGAUGGGGAUGGGAUCAACCUGAAUGACAUCGAGAAGGUCCUCCCAGCCUGGCAGGGCUACCACCCGAUGCCCCAUGAAGUGGAGAUUGCGCACACGAAGAAGCUGUUCCGGAGGAGAAGGAAUGACCGAAGACGGCAGCAGAGACCUCCAGGAGGGAGCAAGCCCCAGCAGCAUGGCGACCACCAGCCAGGCAGUGCGAAACACAACAGGGACCAUCAGAAGUCCUACCAGGGGGGCUCGGCGCCCCACCCCUCAGGGAGGCCCACCCAUCACGGCUACAGCCAGAACCGGCGCUGGCACCAUGGCAACAUGAAGCACCCACCCAGCGACAAGGGAGAGGCAGGCACCCACCGCAGCGCUAAAGAGACCGUACCCAUGGGCAGCCCCAAGCUCGAGGACGCCCUGGGGGACACCGGGCACAGUGGCCUCGAGCCCCCCUGCAGCCCCGAUGGCCCGGCCCCAGCGGCUUCUGAGAGGCUACCCCCGCAGCAGCCGGGAGCCCCGGAGGCCGAGGCAAAGCGUAAAGACAGUGUUACCCCCGAGCGCAUCGGGGAGCGGCCCAAAAUUACCCUGCUCCAGUCUUCCAAAGACAGGCUGCGGCGGAGGCUGAAGGAAAAGGGACCGGACGAGGUGGCCGUGGAGCCCCCCACCCCGCAGCAGAACAAGAUGGACAAGCUGAUUGAGAUCCUGAACAGCAUGCGCAACAACAGCAGCGACGUGGACGCCAAGCUCAGCACCUUCAUGGAGGAGGCGCAGAACUCGACCAACUCGGAGGAGAUGCUGGGCGAGAUCGUGCGCACCAUCUACCAGAAGGCCGUGUCCGACCGCAGCUUCGCCUUCACGGCCGCCAAGCUCUGCGACAAGAUGGCGCUCUUCAUGGUGGAGGGGACCAAGUUCCGCAGCCUGCUGCUCAACAUGCUCCAGAAGGACUUCACAGUGCGGGAGGCGCUGCAGCAGCAGGACGUGGAGCGCUGGCUGGGCUUCAUCACCUUCCUGUGCGAGGUGUUCGGCACCAUGCGCAGCAGCACGGGCGAGCCCUUCCGCGUGCUGGUCUGCCCCAUCUACACCUGCCUCCGGGAGCUCCUGCAGUCCCAGGACGUGAAGGAAGACGCCGUGCUGUGCUGCUCCAUGGAGCUGCAGAGCACGGGCCGGCUGCUGGAGGAGCAGCUGCCCGAGAUGAUGACCGAGCUCCUGGCCAGUGCCCGAGACAAGAUGCUGUGCCCCUCGGAGUCGAUGCUGACCCGGUCGCUGCUCCUGGAGGUCAUCGAGCUCCACGCCAACAGCUGGAACCCCCUGACGCCCCCCAUCACGCAGUACUACAACAGAACCAUCCAGAAACUGACAGCCUGACAGCCAGGGGCCUGGCGGGCGGCCCGCAGGCAGCUGGGCCCCGGUGCGUGGGCCAGAUGGACAGGCAGGCGGACAGGGGUGGCCCUGGAGAAAGAAACAAACGGGAGGAAGGCAGGCAGAGCCGGAGGCCCGUCUGGAGCCUGGCGGGAAGGGAUCGAACCCCAGGAUGCCCCCCAUCCGAGCCCCAGCCCCAGCGUGCGGCCGCGGCACGGUCAUGGGAGCAUGUUGCUUUUUCACGGUGGCCCGGCCCUCCCCCUUCACUCCUGCUCCUCCUGCCCCUCCCAGCAAGGAGCCCGCAGGCCUUUGUGCAGGGGUUUCAUCCCCUGACUCCUCCUCCAGCGGGCAGCCGGCGCACCAGGGCACCGCGUGGGUCGCAAAGGACCUCAGAGGCUGGAAAGUGGGUCGGAGAGGCGUGCAUUGUUCCCGCAUGCUGUCAGCCGCCGUCGCCAACUGGCAGCAGGCGACGUGUAGCAGAUGUCCGGGAGGACAAAGGCAGGCACGGUCCCCACCAGCCGCCCGUCAUGGACGGCCUUUGUCCACAGGGUUGAGCUGGGGACAGAGGCAUCCCUUCUCUUCCAAUCUUCGAGCUCCCCCCCCACCCCCAACUUCCAAGUCCUUCUCCCAGACCCCACGCCUGGGGCCUGGGCUGGGAGCAGGCGGGGAGCUGGGGAUUGUAGCUCUCCUUGCGCUCUUUUGUUUCAUUGUGUUAUAUUUUUCAAAAGUCAGCUGCUUUGAAGUCUCCUCUCUCAAUGAAAGAGCCGCGAUGUGAUCCCACAGGAGGACCCCGAUGAGGGACAUCACACCCACCCCCUGUGGCUGAAGGCUCCUAGCCACAGACAGCUUGCCAGUAGCCAAUUAGGGUAAUUGGAAACGUCUGCCCGUGGGGGUCCCUCCGGAACCUGGGCACCUCCCUGCUCCUAUUCUCGCUGCUCUCAAAGGGCUGACACCUCACACUGGGGUGCAAGGCCCUGGGCCUGGCGGUGAACCAGGCACAGCACAGGCUGGCAAACUAAAACCCAAACGCUAGGGGAUGUUUUCUGCUCCACACACAGGUCCUGUCCCAACCUCUGGGUGUGUGUGGGGGGGGAGGGGGGGCUCAGAAUGUAACUACAUGGGCCGUGUGACUGCCCUAAUCUCAUCCCAGGCAGGACCCAGGACCCAGCCCUCCCACAGCCCAGGUCCCCAUGCCCAGGGGGCUCGGGCACUGCCGUCCCCGGGCUGCUCACUGAGUCACAAGCAGGACAGUCAGGUGACCGGGCAGGGGUGCCAGGCUGCGAGCAAGGCAGGGCUCCUGCAGGAGUUGGGUCCUGGGAGGUUCCUCUGUGGAGGGAGAUGGAUAGGGCUCUGGACUGUUGUCACUGGCACCUGCACAGCACCCCACACACACACCUCCAGGGUCCGGAGCUCACACUGUGAUGAGCCCCAGAAAAUGACCUCGGCCCAGCAGCUUCCUUAUCUCCUCCUUUGCCGAGGCCAGUCACUCUGGGUCCCUGGAGGCGGCCUGGCUGCCCGGUCCGGUCAGGCUGGCACGAGGUGAGGGCUGGAGGAGGCUUCCCCUUGCUGACCCCGAGUCUGGGAAAGCAGGCAAGCGGGGAGGGGGCAGGGGGCAGGUUCCCAGUACUCCCUGGCUUUCCCACCAACUGCAACCUGCCUUCCAGCCGGGAUGGGAGCUCGUGCCAGUUCCCCAAAAAAGCGCCUGUGGGGGCAGAGGGUUACCUGCAGCCGGCCGGGUGCCUCUGUCGGAGCCAGCACCCUCGUGGCCCAGCCUUUGCCUUCUCCUGCUUCCCAAGCUUCCUCACACCUCCUCCCGCCUUUCCUCCUCAGCCUGCACCUUUAGCCCAUCCUGGGCCGGGACACCGGAGGCCCCCAGAAGGCCUGGAGGGAAGAGGGGGGCUGAUGUCAGGCUCAGAGAGGACACGGGGGAAAUCAGGAUCUGGAGGAGUCAGGCGGCCCCGCCAGGCCAGCAGCCGCUCCUGCCAGGCCUCAGACACACCUGUGCUGACAUGGGUCUUGCUUCCUUGAAGUGUAUGUGCAUGUGCGUGUGUGGGUGUGUGUGUGCAGACGUGUGUGUGCACAUGGGUAUGGGUGUGGGUGCAUCUGCUGAGAAGAAAACAGGAGGAAGGGAGAGGCCUAGGAGUGGGGGUGCAAGUCUAGAAGGCAGGAGAGUGGGGUCCCCCACCUCCACCCCAGCUCAGAGAGCAAGCUUCAUGCAGGGCCCCAGAUACCGGGCGUGCAGGGGCUGCUGUUCCGGGGAAAGCCGGGACAGGUGGCAUCCUGGGCGCUGCGGGCCUCGUGCCCUUCCUCCUGGGGCCCUCCUGGUGGUCUUGCCUGAGGGCCAACCCCUCCCUGACUGUUAGGACCAGAGUGUGAAGUGAGAUAUAAAUAUGUAUACAUAUAUAAAUAUAUUUUUAAUUACGUGUCGUGUCACGGUGGCUCCAGACGUGGUUUGCCUAGUUUAUCCCAUUGCUCGAAAGCGCUUCCUGGCCAAUCCGAGAAACAGUUUCAGCUGUUUUUUUCAAAAACAGGUUGCUGCUACUUUUUUCAGACGUGGAAGGAAAACAUUUAAAAAGGAAUCAUUUUUUUAAGGAAUUAACAUUAAAGGCUAAAACCUGAGACUCUGAAGCAGCUUCCCAGGAGAGACAAUUCAGACGGGAACUGGGGGGCCGCAUGGGCACCCCACAGACCCCCCUCCCCGGGUCAGGCCCCCCUCUGCUGUGUGAGAAGGCCAUAUCCAAGUUGACCUCUGAAUGUAUUUGAAGGGGCAAAACUGGGUAUUGCAUUUCUAGGGCUUGCGCAGUUCUCCCCACGGGCCCGUGGCUUUCUCGGCGCUCAGAGGCCGAGUCCGGCCAUCCGGUGUGGAUUCUGUCCGUCUCCCCUGCCAUCAAGGCGAGGCUGUCAUUGUUCUCCCGGGCAGCCAGCCUGCUCGCCGCAGCCUUGCUCCCCUAGGCCGUGUGGCUUUGCUGAGCUCUGGGACCGCUGCCCGGAGAAGGCUCCUCACCCACCGCCCUGGACCCACCAUCCUCGGUGAGGAGUGCACCUCCAAACCCAGUUCCGUCUGUUCGUCUGUAAACCUUCAAGGUCUGGGGAUCGUCCUGUCCAUCCAUGUAAAUGUAAAUGUUGGCCGAAUCGGUAUUUAUUCUAAUUUUUAUUUUAUUUUAUUUUUCUCCGGGGGCAUGGGGAGGGGGUGUGGGAAAUGUACCACUGAUCAUGCCCUGGGCAGCUGCAGGGGGCGGGCCCAGACUGCCAGGCCGCCAGAGGAGCAGCCCCUGGAGGCCGCCCCGGACGCCAAGCCCCCGUCUCCUCUGGCCUCAGAAACCAGCCCAGGCUCCUCGGAUGGCAGGUUCGGGGCCCCGUGGAGGCCUGGCUCCCAGCUGCUGGGCAACCUCUGGCCGGGCCUGUGAGGAUGCAGACCCGAGAGGAGACGGCCUUCCUCCACUGGGGACGGGUGUGCAGAGGGCUGCCUGCCUCGUGGGAGCCAGCGGGAGCCUGGGCGGUGGGACCUGCCGCCCUGGGCGGGGCCUGGGCUUCCGCCAACGCUGCAGCGGAUCCUGCUCACGCAACACCUCCCCUCCCUCGGUGUGUCCUGCUUUCCAGCUGAACCCAAACUACGAGUGGGUUUAAAAAAUAAACGGCACCGAAAAACAAGAA
Messenger RNA from Myotis brandtii (Brandt's bat), 5507 nucleotides. RefSeq names its product CBP80/20-dependent translation initiation factor (gene CTIF). Gene Ontology annotation, biological process: regulation of translational initiation. The coding region runs from base 57 to 1859 and encodes 600 amino acids. Lineage: Eukaryota; Metazoa; Chordata; Mammalia; Chiroptera; Vespertilionidae. The transcript is spliced from 12 exons. Gene Ontology annotation, molecular function: RNA binding; translation activator activity; protein binding. The record is from RefSeq and is a predicted model, not a curated record. Gene Ontology annotation, cellular component: cytosol.